This is a messenger RNA of Paramecium pentaurelia, 528 nucleotides long. Lineage: Eukaryota; Ciliophora; Oligohymenophorea; Peniculida; Parameciidae. The record is from the annotation of a GenBank genome assembly.
AUGUUGGAUUUACCAUCAAAUAAAAGAUUAGGAUCUACUAAAAAUGAAUUAAGAUUUGUGGUGAAAAGUCAAAAUUUUAUUAUAAAAAGAUGUUCUCUUGUACUUUUUAAAACAAGAAACUAUUCAAGUUAGUUAUGCCUAAUCUUUUAUUAGACAACUAAAUAUAAUAUUUUAAGAAAAGCCAAAUCUCAAACGAAUUAGAAUUCAAACAUCUAUGUAUUAAAAAGGGAAUAGUGUUGUAAAAUUUAGUAAUUAAAAAAUACAUGUUAAAUUUAACAAAAAAAGAAUUAUGAUGAUAGAAACUAAGAGUUUAUAAGUUCAAAUCAACCAUUUACUCCUAUAUCUUUAGAAUAGCUACAAAAUUAAAAUGGAAUAUAAACUAUAUUAAUAGUUAAUGGUUCUGAUAUAAAGGAUACCCAUAGUAUGUUGAAUGAAGAUGUGCAAAUUUUGAAAUAAAAAAGUAGUGUUUAAUUUAAAAAAUAUGUGGAAUUUAAAUUUGAUUAAAAAAUUUAGUUUUUUGCAUAGUGA